GACAAGGUCAGUGGUCUUGAGAAUCAACAUCACCAACACUUACUGGAGGAAACAAAUCCAUAACUAGGAAAAGAAGAUGGCAUUUUGCUGGUUGUAUUUGUGUAUCUACUCACUCUGGUUCAAAGUGUCUGUCGCUAAGGGUGACUCAUGGCAUCUAGAGGUGCCUCCCUCAGUGGUCGGUCUGGAGGGCUCAUGUGUGGUCAUUCCCUGCCUGCUCAGCUACCCUGGUCCAGACAGGAAGGCCUCAGACCUCACAGGAAUCUGGUUCACAGAUUCGAAUGAGAUUGUCUACCAUUCUUCCACUACCAAAAUCAGCACUAAUUUUCAGCAUCGUACGAGCCUCCUGGGUGAACUGAGGCACAGAAACUGCUCACUUAAAAUCAGCCCUUUACAACACACUGACAGUGGCCCUUUCACUUUCCGGAUCGAGAUUGAAGAUUUCAACAAGUACUCCUUCGCAAAGAAUAAAGUCUCUAUUACAGUGAAAGAUACCCCAGAACCACCUACGCUUUCUGUGGAACAGCGAAUAAAGUCAGGGAAGAAAGUGACCACAACCUGUACCUUCCUGCACUCCUGUCCUUCUGACCCACCAAAUCUCACCUGGAGCCACCAAGGAAAAGUUAGCAGUCAAUCAACACGGCAAACCAAUGGUCAGUGGAAGGUGACGUCAUCUCUGAGCUUUACCCCCACCAAACGGGACCAUGAAAAAUUGCUGAGUUGCACAGCUGUGUUUACAGGAGGGAAGAAAGUGAGCAGCAUCACAGUUCUCAAUGUCACAUAUCCUCCGGUCAGUGUUGAGGUGAUCUCCAGCUCUUCAGUGCAGGAGGGCGACUCUGUGGAGCUGAACUGCUCCUGUGACGGUAACCCUGCUGCACAUGCCUACCAGUGGUUCACUGAGAAGGGUACGUUGGUGUCAGAAGGACAAAAUUACAUGCUGAAGAGUGUGAAAAGACACCCUGAGCCUCUCUACUGCACAGCCAUUAACACAGAGGGACAAGCCAGGUCCACACCAAUCCAGCUCAAUGUGUUGUAUCCUCCUGAGAUUAAGGUUGGUUCUUCAUGUACCUCUGAGAUCUCCACAGCGACUUGUCUGUGCAUGGUGGAUUCCCAUCCCACCAGCGACAUCAAGUGGUGGACUUCAGAUCCAUCUAAAUUGCUAAACAGCUCCAACACAGAAAUACAUGGCUCUCUUACCAUAGUUACUCUACAGGGGGUGCUAGACUCAAACACUGUGCACUGCCAUGCGAGUAACAGCCAGGGGAAUUCUACCAUGACUUUACAAGUGCCUCACAAUGGAAAGCUUGUGUACAUUGCAGUUGCUGUCUCUGUUUUUCUUGUGGUCAUCACUGGACUCACAGUAUGGAUGGUAAAAAGAAGCCAUGUAAGCAGCAAGACAGAAGAGCCUGUAACACAUAGGAAGACUGAAGAGAAUGUGACCUCACAACCUGGCUCAGAAAGAGAGUGCAAAGCCUACUCAACCUACGGUGGCAGUCAGAAUGUAUAUGGCAACAUGACGCUUGAAGAAGAGCAGUGUUCAGACACAUAUGAAGUUACUGAUGGUGAUGCGGUUUAUGCUAAUAUGUGAACUUCUAAAAUAAUUUCAAACUGAAUACUUUAACCUGUAGGGGACUACAUCAUCCUCCAUAUAUACUUUUACAUCUUAAUUUAUGAUUUAUGCCAAGUAGCAAUAAAGUUUGUGUUGUAUUGUAUUGUUGUAUAGAGUUUGUGUUUGUAUUGCCUCUGUAUACAAUAUCAUUAAUGUUACAAUGGCCAUCUGGUAUGGUUAUUUGCAUCGCAGUUGAUCAGAACCUGAGGUUUUGAUCCACUUUCACAGUCAAGUCAUGUUGUAUAUUGUGACUGUCCACAGAAAACAGCCCCAAUUUUGGCAAUUUUUAUUUUUUUAUAUCAUUUAAACAUGGUUGCUGUCCUUAACAUUGGGUGAACAUUUUAUGAAGAAUGGACAAAUAGAAAUUCACCAAAAUCACUUAAAGUAAAAAACAGUUUAUAUUAACUUAAAUUAAACAUUAGGAACGUUCUUGCUUUUUCUUGUAAAGUUACUUUUUUUGACAGCAAUGACAUAAAACUCCUAACCGAGUACUUUUCCACUGCCAAGUGAUUGGGAACCUCUGCACACAGCAAAUAUAAGAGGAAGCAAAGAUUGUUUUGUUUUUUUCUCUGUUUUCUGUUUAUUUCUUAGAAAUAAAGAACAUGAACAUGCAUUUCUAAAA
Messenger RNA from Pygocentrus nattereri (red-bellied piranha), 2228 nucleotides. Its product is annotated as myelin-associated glycoprotein-like. The record is from RefSeq and is a predicted model, not a curated record. The transcript has 10 exons. The coding region runs from base 77 to 1585 and encodes 502 amino acids. NCBI's taxonomy places the organism in Eukaryota, Metazoa, Chordata, Actinopteri, Characiformes, Serrasalmidae.